Thalassophryne amazonica is the source of this 981-nucleotide messenger RNA. RefSeq names its product 5-hydroxytryptamine receptor 3A. The coding region runs from base 1 to 981 and encodes 326 amino acids. The record is from RefSeq and is a predicted model, not a curated record. Gene Ontology annotation, molecular function: extracellular ligand-gated monoatomic ion channel activity; neurotransmitter receptor activity; transmembrane signaling receptor activity. NCBI's taxonomy places the organism in Eukaryota, Metazoa, Chordata, Actinopteri, Batrachoidiformes, Batrachoididae. Gene Ontology annotation, cellular component: synapse; membrane; neuron projection. The transcript is spliced from 6 exons. Gene Ontology annotation, biological process: regulation of membrane potential; nervous system process; signal transduction.
AUGACCUCUACUUCGGAUAGCAGUGCUGCUGUGACGAGUCCGUAUCUUACCGUGUUGUCCAGCGGCCUUGUGCUUGCAAAUAAACGGCAGCGGUUCACUUCAACCUGUCAGUUCAAGCUUUCUCUCUUCUUUUUUGAUAUGCAAAAAUGUUAUAUCAAGUUUAUGCCCAUGAACUAUGAAGGUAACAAUGAUUCGACACUUACCAGACUCUCUAAGUACUACAUGAUUACAGAGGGAGAAUGGAAACUGCAUAAACUACAAAAUAAUGGUAGUCUAGAACUGAACAAUCAAAGCACACUAACAUACAUGAUCGUACUUGAGAGGAAGCCGAUGCUGUAUGUGGUAAUCUUCAUUUUGCCCCUCUUUUAUUUGCUAAUCCUGGAUUUGGCUUCCUACUUCAUCAGUGAAGCCAGAGGUGAAAAGCUGAGCUUCAAAGUGACGAUUCUUCUCUCCAUCUCCGUGUUGCUGCUAAUUCUAAAGGACAUGCUGCCCUCCACUGAGGAUGCACUGCCCUUAAUCUCCGUCUACUGUGUUAUCAUCUUCGCCAUGGUGGGGAUCAGCCUCCUAGAGGUCAUGCUGGUCAGUUUCCUCAUUGACUGUGACAGUAAAACAGCUGAAAUCGCCACAAAUAAAGAAAAAGAUGAAAAUUCUCAACCAGAAUUCUACCAAGACAAAGAGCAUGCUGGACCUGCACCAAAAGGCGUGAUGAACCCAGAAAAGCGUUGCCUUCCGUUGGAGUGUCCUGAUGACCACGUGCUGCUCAAACUGAUCCUGGAGGAAGUGAAAGUAGCUCGACAGGAAUGCUGUUCUCCAAGACAGGAAGAAACCAAAAAGCCCGGAUGCUACAAAAGGCUGGCAAAAAUCAUUUAUGGCAUGUUUUUUGUUGCCUAUUUUCUUUCUGUUUUAAUUUUUCUGGUUUACAUGUAUUUUGUGUGGAUUGAUGCUUAUCUUAGGAGGGGAAAUGAAAGGUUUGGAGCUUGA